AUGGCUGCCAACGAAGAGCGCGACGCCAAGGUUGGCGAUGCCAUUGCCGCCGCCCAGGACCCCGAGAGCAGCACCACCGCCGACGAUGCACAGCGCCAGAUGGUCUCCGAGUCUCGCAAUGCCGGUGUUCCUGCCUUUACCUUUGAUCCCGAUGCCACGCCCGAGCAGAAGCGCGCACAGGCCAGAGCUGCUAUUCCGCAAGAGCUUCGCCAAACACGCCCCGAAAGAUCUGUGGCCGUCGCGACUGACAUGGACGAUGGAACUGCUCCCGUGGAAGACAUGCCCGAAGCCUCUACCAAGGGUGUCCUCGAUGUCGCCAGAGACGCCGACGGCAAGCCAAUUGGCGACGGUGCCGACCCUGGUGCCAAGGAGCCUCCUUAUCUGCGCACUGGAUGGGCCCCCAAGAUGGGCUGGCCCUCGGAAAAGACAUCCGAGUCCGCAAGCUUGCUGGACCACUCGACCUGGCUCGAGGCCAGGCUUCCCGACGCGCUCUAUGGAGAUUGGUAUCACAAUACUGCCAUUGUCAUUCUUGCCUGUAUUACUUCCUGGCUCAUUGCCGUGCUCGGUGGUGGCCUAGGCUGGGUUCUCAUCGUCAUGGCCGCCUGCGCCACCUACUACCGAACUUCUCUGCGCCGCGUCCGCCGAAACUUCCGAGACGACAUUAGCCGUGAAAUGGCUCUCAAGAAGCUUGAGACUGAUAAUGAAUCUCUCGAGUGGAUCAACUCUUUCAUGGUCAAGUUCUGGCCCAUCUACCAGCCCGUCCUCGCCCAGACCAUCAUCAACUCUGUCGACCAGAUCCUUAGCUCCUCUACUCCAGCUUUCCUCGACAGCCUCAAGCUCAAGACUUUUACCCUCGGCUCCAAGCCCCCGCGCAUGGAGCAUGUCAAGACCUAUCCCAAAACUGAGGAUGACAUCGUCAUGAUGGACUGGAAGUUCAGCUUCACCCCCAACGAUACCGCCGAUCUUACCGCCCGCCAAGUCAAGAACAAGAUCAACCCCAAGGUUGUUCUCGAAAUUCGCAUCGGAAAGGCCAUGAUUAGCAAAGGCCUUGACGUUAUUGUCGAGGACAUGGCCUUUUCUGGUAUCAUGCGUCUCAAGAUCAAACUGCAGAUUCCAUUCCCUCACGUUGACCGUGUUGAAAUGUGCUUCCUCGGACGUCCCGAAAUCGACUACGUUUGCAAGCCUCUCGGUGGCGAGACUUUUGGUUUCGACAUCAACUUCAUUCCCGGUCUUGAGAGGUUCAUCCUCGAUCAGAUCCACGGCACCCUUGGCCCCAUGAUGUACGAGCCCAAAGUUUUCCCUAUUGAGGUCGCCAAGAUGCUCGCUGGUACUCCUGUUGACCAGGCUCUUGGUGUUUUGGCCGUCACCCUCCACGGUGCCCAGGGCCUCAAGAACACGGACAAGCUCGGUGGCACUGUCGAUCCCUACGCCGUCAUCACCUUCAACCGCCGCCAGGAACUCGCCAGAACCAAACACAUCCAAGACAACGCCAAUCCUCGCUGGAACGAGACUCACUAUCUCAUUGUCACGUCCUUCUCAGACUCUCUCGAUAUUCAAGUCUUUGACAAGAACGAUUUUCGUAAAUCCAAAGAACUCGGUGUCGCCACGUUUGCCAUGGAGAAUCUCGAGGAGCUUAACGUGCACGAGAAUGAGCGCAUCGAGGUCCUUGCCGACGGCAAAGCCCGUGGUAUAGUCAACUGCGAUUUGCGAUUCUUUCCUGUUCUGGCCGAGAAGAAGCUCGAAGAUGGCACUGUUGAGCCUGCGCCGGAAUCUAACCAGGGUAUUCUCCGAUUCACUGUUGAACAGGCCAAGGAUCUUGAUGGCACCAAGAGUCUUGUCGGCAGCCUGAACCCCUACGCCGAUCUGCUACUAAACGGCAAGCAUAUCCACCAGACCAAGAAGCUGAAGCGUACCAACAACCCAAUCUGGGACAACGGCUCCAAGGAAAUUCUCAUCACUGACCGCAAGUCCGCCAAGCUCGGUGUCAUCGUCAAGGAUGACCGAGAUCUUGCUGGCGAUCAGGUUGUCGGCAAGUACCAGAUCAAGCUGGACGAAAUGCUCGACUGCAUGGAGCAGGGCAAGGAGUGGUACAGCUUGGCUGGUGUUCCUACCGGCCGCGUCAAGAUGAUGGCUCAGUGGCGACCUGUCGCCAUAUCUGGUGUUGCUGGAACUGGCGGCUACCAGACUCCUAUUGGUGUCAUGCGCCUGCACUUCAAGCGCGCCAGUGACCUCCGUAACUUCGAGGCCUUUGGCAAAUCUGACCCCUACGUCCGUGUUUUGCUCUCUGGUAUCGACAAGGGUAAAACGGUCACCUUCAGAAACGACCUGAACCCUGAGUGGGACGAGGUUCUGUACGUCCCUGUCCACUCCGAGCGCGAGAGACUUACUCUUGAGGUCAUGGAUCUGGAAAAGGUUGGCAAGGAUCGCAGCCUGGGUCUGACUGAGCUGGCUGUCGGUGAUUUCAUUCAGCUGAACGAACUCGGCGAACACCUGGUGCACGACAAGAAGGAUGACCGCGAAGCUGCCCUCCGCAUCCACGGUAAGGGCGUCCCCAAGGGAGCGCUUCACUACACGGCCGCUUUCUACCCCUGCCUCAACAUUGCGGAUCCUGAAGAGGAAGAGGAAGAAAAGGAGGCUGCUGAGAAGGCCAACGGCGAUGCCACCAAGGACGUCCCGGACAAGACUGCUACCGCAGCCGGGCACACCAAGGGCAAGCCAAGUGUUGACACUAUCAAAUCGGUCAAGUCUGCCAAGAAUGCUUCCAGCCUCAACGGCGAUGCUGAAAAGGAGACUGGUCCUCCCAAGAUCCACAUGACCCCCGAACAGCUACUCAGAGAAGAGAGUGGUCUGCUCAUCUUCCGCCUUCUCGAUGCUGAAAUGCCCGACGCCCCUAGCCAUCUGGAAGUCUGGGUUGACGACUACAUGUACCCUGCAUACACCACAAACAGCACAUCUACCAAAAUCUGCAAGUUUGAUGAAAUUGGUGACUGCGUCAUUCGCGAACUCGACUUUUCCCGCCUUACGCUCAAGGCCAGAAAGAAGGGCGACGGCGACGAACAUGUUCUGGCAUCUCUGGCUGGCAACACGCUAGAUACUUUGAAGCAGUGUCUCAACAACCCCACAAUCCUCAAGCUCAAGUCCGAGGACGGCAAGACCGGCUCUGUCAAGGUCAGCCUCAAGUACAUCCCCAUCAAGAUGAAGCUGGACCCCAGUGAGAGUAUCAACAACAUGGGCAACCUUCGAGUUGAUAUUUUGGAUGGCGCCGACCUGCCUUCCGCUGACCGCAACGGGAAAAGUGAUCCUUAUUGCAGAUUCGAGCUCAACGGCCAGGAUAUCUUCAAGACCAAAAUCAUUAAGAAGACCCUCAGUCCUACUUGGAAUGAAUACUUUGAGGUCCCGGUUCCUUCGCGAACAGCUGCCAAAUUCAAGUGUACUGUUUGGGAUUACGACUUUGCCGACAAGCCUGAUCUUCUCGGUAGUACGGACGUCAAUCUAGCCCAGCUGGAGCCUUUCAAGGCUUACGAGUCUCAGUACCCUCUGGACGGCAAGUCUGGUAGCGUGCGCAUCCGCAUGCUCUUCCGUCCCGACUACGUAACCCGCCAGAGACAAGGUACCUCAUCAUUCGCUGGCACCUUUGGCGCGCCCACUCGUAUCGUCACUGGCGUUGCUGGUGCUCCCAUCAAAGGCGGUGUAGCGGUUGCUGGAGUUGUCGGCCAUGGUGUCGGCAAGGGCGCGUCCUUUGUGCGCCGCGGUCUCUUUGGAAAGAAGGACAGCAACGGCACUGUUGUCGAGGUUGCCGAGCCUGUUGACGGUGCCGACGUCGCUGUAGCCCCUCCAGGUGGUGGUCUCAGGAAGGCGCCCACGCUCGAUGCGGCUGCCCGCAGAGAUGUGACACCUACUCCUGGUGGCAACCCGUCGAUGCCUAUCCCGUCGAUUGAGACUCCAAGCCCCGCACACAGACGCGCUCCUAGCAUUGGUGCUUCUUCUAUACAGAGUGGCAUGCCAGGUGCACCCAGCGGGAACGCCGUCUUCACGGUCGUCAGCGCCUCUGGCUUCCCUAGCUCGACUGAUCUCUACAUCGCCGUAACACAGGUCUCGCCAAAGGAGAAGUCUGUUGGUAAGACGAAGCACUCCAAGUCCUCUACGGGCGAGUGGACUUUCGACGAGGAGUUCAAGUUCAGCUGCGCUGCCGACUCUCAGUUCAAGGUCGAGGUCAAAGGCAAGCACACCUUUGGCAGCGACGACGAUCUUGGAGACCACCCUUACUUUGUGGACGAGACUGGCGCUGGUCCCAAGGAGCUUACGAUUGGCGGCGGCACCGUGGUGAUCAAGAGCUCGUUCCAGGCUGCCGACACUGCUAGCAUCAGAGGCAGCCCACGUUCGUCUAGCAUCCGCAGAAGCAUGCUUCUGAAGCGCGGCGAGUCGUCGCGUAUCAGCCGGGAGACCACACCGAACCCUUAA
Messenger RNA from Akanthomyces muscarius, 4461 nucleotides. RefSeq lists its product as uncharacterized. Gene Ontology annotation, molecular function: lipid binding. The record is from RefSeq and is a predicted model, not a curated record. NCBI's taxonomy places the organism in Eukaryota, Fungi, Ascomycota, Sordariomycetes, Hypocreales, Cordycipitaceae. The coding region runs from base 1 to 4461 and encodes 1486 amino acids. The transcript has 3 exons.